AGGGAAUUCCCUCUCCAUUGACCUUUGUCACGUUUCAAAACAUUACAACGUGUUAAUUACAGUGAGAAUCUAAACACGUUGAUAUGUAGGAAAGAGUACUGUAUGAUAUGGACUGCACAAAGGAAUUGCUACAUAAUGGGCUUGAGGAAGCAAUUCAUAAGGCUGAGACGAUUUUAAAGAAGGCCAAAGAUUAUGCACAAGAGUCUAUGAAGGACUUUGCGACAGAUAACCACACAUGUCUUGGUGGUUUAAUUGGGGUGUAUUACAAUCUUUUCACAAGUUUGGGUGUUAAAUCAAGACAAGAACUUGAAAAAGCGUGUGAGAGAAAUUUCAGGCAUUUGGAAAUACAGGAAAGUUGGCAUGAAUUAGAAGCUGUGGAGAGGGAAUGGAAUCGGUUUCUUGAUGAUAUAGACAAAGAGCAAUACUUUACAGAGUAUACCACAGCACCUCUACAGAUUGGCUCUCCAGCUCCUGUUGACCUCCCUUUAAUAAAUUCUCAAAAUAAUCAAACAACUUAUCUCAAAGAAUGGAUGAACAGCAGCUACCUAAUCCUUAUCUUGUUGCGCCAUUUUGCUUGACUGCCAUGACGAGACCACAUAAAAGAUGUGGAGCAGAGAGAGUCGGAACUGACCGCAGCUGGCAAUAAGAUAAUUGUGGUCUCUUUUGGAGGAAUUGAAGGUGCCCGCCAGUGGUUAGAGGUGACACAAUGUCAUUAUGAACUCUUACUAGACCCAGAUAGAAAGUUGUAUCAUGCUCUUGGCCUAGGUAGAUCCAUGUCAAAGGUGUGGAAAACUGACACGCUGAAUUAUUAUGCAGAACAGAAAGCAUCUGGAAGAGCUCUUCCCAAGCCAGUGGAGGAUGAUCCAUUGCAGAUGGGUGGUGAUUUUGUCAUAGACCCAACUGGCCACAUGGUUUACAUCCACUGCAGCAAAGACCCCACUGACAGACCCUCAGUUGAACAUCUCAUUCAGCUUAUUAAAGACCAUGCUGCCACAGGACCAGAAAGCAAGUAAAUUGUGUUGUUCCUUUUAAAUGCCAAGAUGACAGUUUUAGUGUAAAUCAGUUCCUACUGACCACAAAAGCUUGAAGGAUGCAUUAAGAGGAGCUGCAUUCUAUUAUUUCUGAAUUUAUUCUUCCACCAUGGAUGGAUUUUAUCAAUUGCCAAUUGUACUUGAUUAUAUCAAAAUGUUUUUUUUACUGACAGUAUAAGUAAAUAUACAAUGGAAAUGUAAUCUGAUAAUUUAUUCAAGAUUAUUGUUUUUAACCUAGAUAAAUCAAAAAUCAUUUACUGAACUACUGUACAGGGUGUUCAUAUACCAUGAGUUGAGCAACCCUUAAUUGUGUAAAAUGUGAUAUAUGACCAGCAUCAAUGAAAAUUGAUGUAAAAAAGACUAUUCUUCAUUGGUGAGGUUAUUGUUUUACAAUUAAUUUGUUAUUUUAACAUUAUGUUAACACGUGGGUAAAAGUUUUCAGGAUGAUAUGCCUGAUAUCAGGAUUUUCAGUUUUUAUUUUGGUCAUCUUUUAUUCAUAUGGUCUAAAUGCAAUGAGAAAUUGCAAGAAAUGUUUUCAGGAUUUUUAGUUCUUACAACUGUCACCCUUGUGUUAGCAUACAGCAAAAUAAUAUUAUGUAUUUUUGUUCCUGCCGUAUAUUUAGACUUCAAUAACCAUCUAAAACAUUGAAUCAAUUGCACAUGUAUUGUUGAAUACUAAAGAUACUCAGUCAACUAUCUCUAAAAUUAUGUUUGUCAUCUUUGCUUAUUGCCAGUAGAAUUGAUGUGAAUAUUACAUAUUUUAAUAAAAAAAAAAAAAUCAUUUAAAAUGUAUUUUAACUAUAACAGCAAAAUAUAGCCUUCCCAAAAGUCAAUAAAAAUAAGAUGAAUAUAUGUGAUUUUGUAACCCAAA
Molecule: messenger RNA, 1902 nt
Organism: Lingula anatina
Lineage: Eukaryota; Metazoa; Brachiopoda; Lingulata; Lingulida; Lingulidae
Product: peroxiredoxin-like 2C
Biological process (GO): prostaglandin biosynthetic process
Molecular function (GO): prostaglandin F synthase activity
Source: RefSeq, a predicted model, not a curated record